GUAAGCACGCGCCUUGACUUGUCCUGGGGAACCAGAGGUUCUGGUGCAGCACUCGAGGAGCUUUGCCGCGUGACAAACGAUAAACUCGAAUCCCUACCCGACAUGCAACCGUUCACUGUACUAAUACCGGGAACAACUUGUAUUUUCAUUUGCAUCUCCACAAUCUUCAGCAGAGCGCCACAUUUCUCUCGUGGAAGGAUUUAUCCAGUUCACAUAAAAAUUGCCUUGGCUCGUGCUUUCCAGGCAGCUGCAGCCCGUCAACUCUGUGCUAAGCUUACGAAGCGCCUUCAAAAGCUCAAGCUGAAAGACAUGAUCGUCAUGGAUGUUGUCGUUAGCGGUGGGGUUGCCAGCAACAUCUUUUACCGCAUCUUGCUCCGUUUCCCACUGCUAGAAUUAUGCACAGGUCGGUGCUUCAAUACGCCGAUCAGUCCACAGCGUUUGAGAUUCAACACAGACAAUGCGGCGAUGAUUGCGUGGGCUUUGAUGCAUCGGUUCCUCGCCUAUGAUGACUGCCCGGUGGACCUUCGUACCAAGUGGAGCAUUGAGGAUAUCAGA
Messenger RNA from Suillus fuscotomentosus, 555 nucleotides. RefSeq lists its product as uncharacterized. Gene Ontology annotation, cellular component: cytosol. NCBI's taxonomy places the organism in Eukaryota, Fungi, Basidiomycota, Agaricomycetes, Boletales, Suillaceae. The transcript has 2 exons. The record is from RefSeq and is a predicted model, not a curated record. The annotation marks the transcript as partial.